Molecule: messenger RNA, 567 nt
Organism: Pyricularia pennisetigena
Lineage: Eukaryota; Fungi; Ascomycota; Sordariomycetes; Magnaporthales; Pyriculariaceae
Exons: 2
Coding region: 1-567 (188 amino acids)
Source: RefSeq, a predicted model, not a curated record
AUGGCUCGGCUCCCCGUUGCAAAAGCAUAUGUGCCGCCGGAACAAACACCGCCGGCCCAACUGCCAAGCCUGCAAUCUUUAGGCCACCAUCUGCUUCGGCUCCAUCCCCUUGCCAGCAGUCAAAACGCCCGCCUUGCGCAGGAUGUUGACGCACUUGUCGACCGUUUCCUCCUUGACGCCAUCCGUCUUGGCAGGGAAUUUCACCGUGUCCAACCACGCGCGUGCGUCCUCCUCCGAGUAGUCGAGGGCGGUGCUGAUGUACUUGACGGCCUCCUCCUUGUUCUCGUUGAAGUACUUGAUGCCCUGGUCCAGCUUGCCCAGCAGGUCCGUCACCCUGGCGUCUCGCUGGCCACCCGCGAGGAGCUUGGUCGAUGCCACAAUCUUCCAGCUGCUCCACGGCGUUACUUCUUGGACGUGAAGUGCUCCCACAUGAAGAAGUCUGCCUCGCUCGAGUUGACGGCCUUGCGCAGAUUUUCAAACGUGUUGAGCACCACCGUCUGCGAAAAGGGACUCACGUUAGGCUGGAGCCACCCCUCGCGGUCCGCCAGCACGAACCCCAUGACGUAA